UUCAGCUCCGAAGAAGAAAAAAAUUCAGAGAAAUAAAAAAGAGAGCGAGAGCGAGGCAUAUCAGAUUUGAAAUUCUCGCGAAUCUGAGAUUCUCUUCGUCGGAGAUUCGGUGGAACGAUGAUCGGACAACUGGUGGAUCUGUUCACCGGCGGCGAUGAUGCCGGCGCCGGAACGAAGGUGAAGGGGAUGGUGGUUCUGAUGAAGAAGAACGUUCUCGAUUUCAACGAUUUCAACGCUUCGUUUUUGGAUCAUCUCCAUGAAUUUCUCGGGAACAAAGUCACUCUUCGACUCAUCAGCUCAGAUGUUGCAGAUUCAGAAAACGGGUCGAAAGGUAAACUCGGGAAACCUGCUCACUUGGAGGACUGGAUCACCACGGUCACUCCGCUAACGGUCGGCGAAUCUGCGUUCAAAGUCACCUUCGAUUGCGAAAACGGAUUCGGAUUCCCUGGAGCUUUCACGAUCAGAAACAACCAUUUCAGCGAGUUUUAUCUCAAGAGCCUCACCCUCGAAGACGUCCCUGGCCAUGGCACAGUCCAUUUCGUCUGCAACUCCUGGGUUUACCCAGCUAAGAACUACAAGAAAGACCGAGUUUUCUUCUGCAACAAGACAUAUCUUCCGAGCCAGACGCCAGAGCCUCUUCUCACCUACAGAGAAGAAGAGCUGGUUGCCCUAAGAGGAACUGGCGAAGGAGAGCUCAAGGAAUGGGACAGAGUAUAUGAUUACGCUUAUUACAAUGACCUCGGUGUCCCUCCCAAGAAUCCUCGACCUGUUCUUGGAGGAUCGGAGGAGUAUCCAUACCCGAGAAGGGGACGAACUGGGAGGAAACCAACUAAAGAAGAUCCUAACACUGAGAGCAAGUUGCCGAUCACAUCGAGCCUAAAUGUCUACGUUCCACGAGACGAGAGAUUUGGGCACUUGAAGAUGUCCGACUUUCUGGCAUUCAACCUGAAAGCUAUCGUACAGAUCAUCCAGCCUGCGCUUGAGGCUGUGUUUGACGAGACUCCAAAGGAGUUUGAUUCUUUCGAAGAUGUUCUUGAGAUCUACGAAAAAGGAAUCGAUCUGCCAAAUCAGUCGUUUUUUGAUGAAAUCAGGAACAAUAUACCAUUCGAGCUUCUAAGAGAGAUCUUCAGAACCGACGGUGCAAAAUUUCUCAAGUAUCCAAAGCCUCAGAUCAUCAAAGAGGACAAGACUGCGUGGAGAACUGAUGAAGAAUUCACCAGAGAAAUGCUUGCUGGGCUAAACCCUGUCGUGAUCCGCCUUCUCGAAGAAUUUCCUCCGAAGAGCAAGCUUGACAUCGGAAAGUACGGUAACCAGAACAGUACCAUCGCCAAAACCCACAUAGAGCACAAUCUCGACGGGCUUAACGUGGAAGAGGCACUGCAAAAGGAAAGAUUGUUCAUACUAGACCACCACGACACGUUAAUGCCAUACCUGAGAAGAGUAAAUGGUACUACGACAAAGACAUACGCGAGUAGGACGCUUCUGUUCUUGAAAGAAGAUGGAACAUUGAAGCCAUUGGCGAUAGAGCUGAGCUUGCCUCAUCCCGAUGGCGACGAAUAUGGAGCUGUGAGUGAGGUUUAUACACCAGCUAGUGGUGAAGGAGUAGACGACUCUUUGUGGCAAUUGGCAAAGGCUUAUGCUGCUGUUAACGACUCCGGUAACCAUCAGCUUAUCAGCCACUGGUUGAACACACACGCAGCUAUAGAGCCGUUUGUGAUCGCUACGAACCGGCAACUAAGCGCUCUUCACCCGGUUUACAAGCUUCUCGACCCACAUUACCGCGACACAAUGAACAUCAACGCGUUUGCAAGGCAGAUUCUCAUCAAUGGCGGUGGAAUCCUCGAGAACACAGUCUACCCCGCAAAAUACGCCAUGGAAAUGUCAUCUUUCAUUUAUAAACACUACUGGACAUUCCCCGACCAGGCCUUACCAGCCGAUCUCAAAAAGAGAGGAAUGGCGGUUGAGGAUCCGGAAGCUCCAAAUGGCUUACGUCUUAGGAUCAAAGACUAUCCUUACGCGGUAGACGGGCUUGAGAUCUGGUCGGCUAUCGAGUCGUGGGUUCGAGACUACAUCUCAUUCUACUACAAGACCAACGAGGAUGUCCUGAAUGACACUGAGCUCCAAUCCUGGUGGAAGGAGGUUCGAGAAGAAGGUCACGGUGACAAAAAAUCCGAACCUUGGUGGCCGAAGAUGCAAACCUGCGAAGAACUCAUAGACUCUUGCACUAUAAUCAUAUGGAUUGCCUCUGCUCUCCACGCAGCCGUGAAUUUCGGGCAGUACCCUAUUGCAGGGUACCUCCCGAACCGUCCGACUGUCAGUAGAAGGUUCAUGCCUCGGAAGGGAAGUAAAGAAUUCGAAGAACUCGAGAAGAACCCAGAAAAAGUGUUCUUGAGGACUAUCACCGCUCAGAUUCAGACACUUCUCGGGGUUUCGAUUAUCGAGGUCCUGUCGAGGCAUUCGACUGAUGAGGUUUACUUGGGGCAGAGAGAUUCUAAGGAAUGGACGGCGGAAAACGAGGCGUUGGAAGCGUUUUCGAGGUUCGGGGAGAGAUUGGUCGAGAUCGAGAAGAAGAUCGUCGAGAGAAACGAAGACGUUUCGCUUAAGAACAGGAACGGUCCGGUGAAAAUGCCGUACACUUUGCUGUUUCCGACCAGUGAAGGUGGAAUUACUGGUAAGGGGAUUCCUAACAGUGUCUCCAUCUAAUAAAAUCUCAGCCGUCGGAUCUUCUCUUCGUGUGUGUUUUGUUCUUCUCGUCGGUUCUUUUCUUCAUUUGUUGUUAAGUGUGUUCGUAUUGUAGGUUACGUGUUCCGCAAGUUAGGUGUUUCAUUGUUGGUAUAACCGGUGGUUUGUUUGACCGAUCGGACCGGUUCACGGUGUUGGUUGGUCCGUAUCGGUAUGGUUUAAUAAAAACUCUAAAAAUGUUAUCAUA
Tarenaya hassleriana is the source of this 2929-nucleotide messenger RNA. RefSeq names its product linoleate 9S-lipoxygenase 1-like. Bases 118 to 2703 code for a protein of 861 amino acids. The transcript is spliced from 8 exons. Gene Ontology annotation, molecular function: metal ion binding; protein binding; oxidoreductase activity, acting on single donors with incorporation of molecular oxygen, incorporation of two atoms of oxygen. NCBI's taxonomy places the organism in Eukaryota, Viridiplantae, Streptophyta, Magnoliopsida, Brassicales, Cleomaceae. The record is from RefSeq and is a predicted model, not a curated record. Gene Ontology annotation, biological process: lipid oxidation.